AUGCAACGUGUUGUCCACGAUGAUCUGGGCCUUGUCAACUCAAAAAGACAACUUCUGAGUGAGGCAACUAGAGCUAAAAGACGCAAAAGAUCAAAAGAGUUACUAAAUUGGUUCAAAGACCACAAAGAUGUCCCUAUCGUAUACAGUGAUGAACAAAUUUUCACAGUUGAACUAGAACCCACCAGAUACAAUGACAGAUUUCCUGGUAAGUCCAGAAAAACAGUUCCUUUAGAACUGAGGGCUAUUCCAAAGAGACAGCACCCUGUGGGCGUCAUGGUUUGGGCAGGUGUGUGCUCUGAUGGGUCAAAAUCUCCUCUUGUUUUUGUUCCUGAAGGUGUAAAAGUCAACCAGGUGACCUAUGUCGACUUUAUCAAACCUGACCUCAUUCCUUGGGCCAAAAAGAAGUUUGGGGACGAUCCAUGGGCCUUUAUGCAGGAUAGUGCACCAGCACACAGUGCAAAGAAAACUGUCAGCUUGAAAGAAAAUGUUCCGCACCUUUGGACCCCAGAUAUGUGGCCCCCUUCAAGCCCAGAAAUUAAUCCUAUGGAUUUUGCUAUAUGGAGUGUCAUGGAGACCAAGAAUGCAGCCAAAACACAUCCAAAAUUGGCAGCCCUCCGAAACAAAUUGAAGAAGAUCUGGAAGAAUCUUAAUCCGGACAUGAUGCGACAAUGCUGUGAGUUAGUUCCAGAGCGUUUGAAGAGUGUCAUUCAUCCCAAAGGAGGCUACUUUGAAAUUCAUUAG
Hydra vulgaris (swiftwater hydra) is the source of this 741-nucleotide messenger RNA. RefSeq lists its product as uncharacterized. Gene Ontology annotation, molecular function: nucleic acid binding. Lineage: Eukaryota; Metazoa; Cnidaria; Hydrozoa; Anthoathecata; Hydridae. The record is from RefSeq and is a predicted model, not a curated record.